AAUCAACCGCUUAUCGGCAUCGAAAUCGACAUCUGCUCAUUGUCCGUGAAAAGAGCCUUUAUAUAUAGGGCUUAUUACCCAAUAUUUGUUGCAUUACAUGCUUUUGCUCCUUUCUGACAUUCAGAAGCCCGACUACAUCGCAGCAAACAUCACAUUUGAGGUCGGUAGUUUCAUUGACCAACUAUGGACGGCGUCGAUCACUUGGCUCACGAGAGGAAUAAGGCGCAAUUCGAUGUCGACGAGAUGAAGAUCGUCUGGGCUGGUUCCCGCCACGCCUUCCAUGUCUCCGAUCGCAUGGCUCGUCUGGUCGCAAGCGAUCCAGUUUUUCGAAAGGAUAAUAGAGCUAUGCUAAGCCGGAAGGAAUUGUUUAAAAACACUCUGAAGAAAGCAGCUCAUGCAUGGAAACGUAUCAUUGAGCUCCGCCUUUCUGAAGAAGAGGCUGGUAAGUUGAGGUUUUAUGUGGAUGAACCUGCAUUUACGGAUCUUCACUGGGGAAUGUUUGUUCCAGCAAUUAAAGGACAAGGCACUGAUGAGCAGCAACAGAAAUGGCUACCUUUGGCAUAUAAGAUGCAAAUAAUUGGAUGCUAUGCACAAACUGAACUUGGUCAUGGCUCCAAUGUUCAAGGGCUUGAAACUACUGCAACAUUUGAUCCAGAGACAGAUGAAUUUAUUAUUCACAGUCCUACACUAACUUCAAGCAAAUGGUGGCCUGGUGGAUUGGGUAAAAUUUCCACACAUGCUGUUGUUUAUGCACGUCUUAUAACUGAUGGUCAAGAACAUGGAGUACAUGGCUUUAUCGUCCAACUUCGCAGUUUGGAUGAUCACAUGCCUCUUCCAGGCAUAACAGUUGGUGAUAUUGGAAUGAAAUUUGGGAGUGGAGCAUAUAAUACCAUGGACAAUGGUGUUUUAAGAUUUGAUCAUGUGCGCAUCCCAAGGAACCAAAUGUUGAUGCGAGUAAUGCAGGUUACAAGGGAAGGGAAAUGUGUGCAAUCCAAUGUCCCACGGCAAUUGAUUUAUGGCACUAUGGUAUUCGUGCGGCAGACAAUUGUAGCUGAUGCAUCCUCUGCUUUAUCACGGGCAGUUUGUAUUGCUACAAGAUAUAGUGCCGUCCGCAGACAAUUUGGUUCUCAGGAUGGUGGCAUUGAGACCCAGGUGAUCGACUACAAAACUCAGCAAAAUAGACUCUUCCCUUUGUUGGCUUCUGCAUAUGCUUUCAGAUUUGUUGGUGAAUGGUUGAAAUGGCUUUAUACGGAUGUGACCCAGAGGUUGCAAGCCAAUGAUUUCUCAACAUUGCCUGAAGCUCAUGCAUGUACUGCUGGUUUGAAGUCAUUGACUACUUCAGCAACUGCUGAUGCUAUUGAAGAAUGUAGGAAACUAUGUGGUGGACAUGGUUACCUUUCCUCCAGUGGGCUUCCUGAGUUGUUUGCUGUUUAUGUUCCAGCCUGUACAUAUGAAGGAGACAACGUUGUGCUGCUUUUACAGGUUGCAAGGUUUCUCAUGAAAACUGUUUCUCAGCUGGGUUCUGGAAAGAGGCCUAUUGGAACAACAGCUUACAUGGCACAGGCAGAGGAUCUUUUGCAGUGCCGUUGUAGAGUUCAAAAGGCGGAGGAUUGGUUAAAACCUAGUAUUUUAUUGGAGGCAUUUGAAGCCAGGGCUGUUAGGAUAUGUGUUGCCCGUGCUGAAAGCCUUAGCAAGUUUCCAAAUCCUGAAGAGGGUUUUGCUGAACUCUCUGCUGAUCUUGUUGAGGCUGCAAUUGCUCAUUGCCAGUUGAUUGUCGUGUCCAAGUUCAUUGAGAAAUUGCAGCAAGAUAUACCAGGGAAAGGAGUGAAACAGCAAUUGCAGAUUCUUUGCAAUAUUUAUGCUUUGAACCUCCUUCACAAACAUCUGGGUGAUUUUCUAUCUACCGGAUGCAUCACACCCGAGCAAGCUUCACUUGCAAAUGAUCAGCUCAGAUCUUUAUAUUCCCAGAUCCGACCAAAUGCCAUUGCACUCGUUGACGCAUUUAACUACACUGAUCACUACCUUGGUUCGGUUCUUGGUUGUUAUGAUGGAAACGUAUAUCCGAAACUCUAUGAAGAAGCAUGGAAGGAUCCGUUAAAUGAUUCGGUUGUGCCUGAUGGCUUUCAUGAAUAUGUUCGCCCAAUGCUGAAGCAGCAGCUCCGUAAUGCCAGACUCUGAAGAGUGUAGAGUAAUGCUAUAUUGUUGCGAGUAAUAGUGCUACUAAAGCUGCCCAAAAGGAUCACCAGAAAGGCGAAAAUUGGGUUUUUUAUUUUCUUAUAAACCAUUAGACUAGUCAUUAUUUAUCGUCGAUAAGUCCUUUUUUCCAUAUUGCGAAUUAGUGGCAAGUAGUUUUUGUAUAUUUGGACGCAUAGCAUGUUGUUUUGUGUAUCUAUACAAUCUUCCGAACUUGUCCCA
Messenger RNA from Manihot esculenta (cassava), 2415 nucleotides. RefSeq names its product peroxisomal acyl-coenzyme A oxidase 1. Gene Ontology annotation, cellular component: peroxisome. Gene Ontology annotation, molecular function: acyl-CoA oxidase activity; fatty acid binding; FAD binding. The record is from RefSeq and is a predicted model, not a curated record. Gene Ontology annotation, biological process: lipid homeostasis; long-chain fatty acid metabolic process; fatty acid beta-oxidation using acyl-CoA oxidase. Lineage: Eukaryota; Viridiplantae; Streptophyta; Magnoliopsida; Malpighiales; Euphorbiaceae. The coding region runs from base 184 to 2178 and encodes 664 amino acids. The transcript is spliced from 14 exons.